ACCUACCGUGCUACCUCAGAUAAGGGUUGGCCGUGGUCGCCAUAUUUAAGUUACUGUAAGAUAAACUUGCCGAGGGUGAUUGGCGAGCCUGGGCGUUGUAGUGGGGGCAGCUUCGUUUGAACAAGCCCACGCCAUUGACUAUUUGGUCAACGACAUUUUGAUCGUUUCCCCAUCAUAGUCGAUUUAUGUGAGUGAUCGGGAGUAGGCGAGAUAAGCUCUGUAGUUGAUAGCGUCAAGAUGGCAGAUGCGUGAUGGGAAAAUGCCAGUGACUUGGCUUGCGAGACUUGGCAAAUGGAGCCCGGCAAUCGGUCAGCAAACCCAUCAUGUGCCACAUGCCGCAAACGAUCCCGGAAAUGCGACCGCGGUCGUCCAGUCUGUCGCCGCUGUGUCUCUCACGGACUGGAUUGCGGAGGAUACCCCUCUAAAUUCAGGUUCUUCAAUGUGACCGAAAACCUUACUUCCAGGAGGACUAGAUCACCCAAGUCGAGUCGACCGGCAUCGCGUGCCCCACCUGACGAAUUGGCUGGUGGCGAUACACCUGCAUUCUCGGCCGCGACCUCGAGCUCGACAACUCCAUCAACCGCAACAGACCAAGUACGGAUUCGAUCACCAGCUGAACGGGUUGACUCCAUCACGGUCCAGGAUGUUCUGCACUGGGAUCAUUCUCAGGAGCUACUUGUUCAUUAUGAUCGGUGCUUGUGCGACGUGCUUAUCAUUACUCAAGACAAUAUCGCCAACCCGUUUCGAGACUACGUCCUUCCUCUUGCAUAUGAAUCCGCUGGCAUUCUACAUGCUGUGCUGAGUCUCUCCGCCCGUCACCACAGUGGCCGAUCAGGUCGCGAUGGAUGCUCCAUGACAAGUCUUGCAGAGAAGUAUAGUCUCCAUGCCACUCAAAUACUGGACUCUCUUCUCGAGCUCGGCCACCUUUCUCACCGAGCACAAGUCUCAAUCUUGAUCAUGGCGCUGUUGUUGAUCCUGCAAGAUAUGUUCAAGGGCUCCGAUAUCACCAGUGCCAAUCUGGAGUUUCUAUGUCGUACAGACACCUUUUGCCAAAAGCUUAUCUCACAGAGCCCAGUGGACGUCUGUGCAGAGUUCGCUAUAGCUGCACUGGCAAGGAUCGAUGCUGUCAGAGCGUUCAUGGGCAACGAAUCCCUUUCCUUGUCGAAGAGUGUUCGCGAAUUCACCUACAAAUCUCAGCAUCAUCGUCUUGACCGCCUGACCGGGUGUCCCGAUUUUGUUCUCAGGAGCGUCAUGGACAGUCUGGAUCAUGCGGAGAAAUACCAAGCUGGGUCUUUGACGUGUGAGACGUUCAGAAUGAUGCUAUCGCAAAGUCGACGAACGUUACAGGGAUGGAGAAACCCCACCGACGCUGAUACCGAAGACUAUUGCAACCUCGGGACCGCCUAUCAGCAAGCUUGCAUUGUACGCAUAUCUAAGCUUUUGGGAGAUGUUCGUCCCCAGGAUAAGGCCGACACGGACGAGUCGAUUGCUAUUGGCAAAAUGCUGGACGCGGUAUCUCAGGUCUCCCAGCAGUCGACGUUCUACAAGCAGCUUCUGAUACCAUUAUCACUCGUUUCUACCGGGAUGAGGACGUGGAAGCCUCACCAGCAGCACUAUGCUCAACUCUGCCUCGAAGAGAUCAGGAGGCAGAUCGGAAUUUGUUGCCAUUGUCCAUUGAGAGCGCUCUAGACUUGUGAUGCUGACGGAUGUUGUUCAAGUAGAUCAAUGACAGAGGAGAAGAUUACGAUUCACAGUGUUCACCUCCUGGCUUCGCUCAGCCUUGCAAUCUAACGGACCGUUGUUGCUUUAGCCCAGGCUUGCUACAUAAGUUUCAUCUCCUUCCACUCUCACAUCUCAUCUUAACCACCUAAUUCCCAUUGCUUGUCAGCCGAAAGCACUUGUCAAGGUUUGGUCCAGAAAUCACGAUCGAAUCAACCCGUCCUCGAUGUCCGAUUGGGUGGCUAUCGUCACUUGCUGUCAAAGUGACCAAUCAACG
Molecule: messenger RNA, 1996 nt
Organism: Exophiala viscosa
Lineage: Eukaryota; Fungi; Ascomycota; Eurotiomycetes; Chaetothyriales; Herpotrichiellaceae
Product: fungal-specific transcription factor domain-containing protein
Exons: 5
Coding region: 292-1689 (465 amino acids)
Biological process (GO): positive regulation of transcription by RNA polymerase II
Cellular component (GO): nucleus
Molecular function (GO): DNA-binding transcription factor activity, RNA polymerase II-specific; transcription cis-regulatory region binding; zinc ion binding
Source: RefSeq, a predicted model, not a curated record